Dacryopinax primogenitus is the source of this 450-nucleotide messenger RNA. RefSeq names its product NADP-binding protein. Lineage: Eukaryota; Fungi; Basidiomycota; Dacrymycetes; Dacrymycetales; Dacrymycetaceae. The transcript has a single exon. Gene Ontology annotation, cellular component: membrane. The record is from RefSeq and is a predicted model, not a curated record. The annotation marks the transcript as partial.
CAUCAAUCUGUCUAUGCGGGCAUCCAUCCUUCCAAGUUCCGAGACUCUUACAAAGGCAAGGUCGUCUUCAUCACCGGUGCCUCGCGCGGUAUCGGGAAAGCCACCGCAUACGCCUUUGCAGAAUGCGGCGCAUCUCUCUUCUUGGUCUCGAGAAACCAGGCAACCAUUGACAAGACCGUGAAGGAGGUCGAAACACGUUUUCCAGGUACCCAUGUCGGCACCGCACUAGCGGAUGUCGUGCGACAUGAGCAGGUUGGAGAGGCAUUCCGGAAAUGUAUAGAGCUGUUUGGAAAAGUGGACGUGGUAAUCAGUAACUCUGGUGCGAUGGAGGUAUUGGGUAUUAGUGAGUUCUAUCGAUCGAUAAGUAUGCUCAAGCAGGCACGAACUGACGUGUUGCUGCAGAGAUGGCGGACCAAGAUCCAGAUGUGUGGUGCAACAUUUGGGAAGUGA